Messenger RNA from Morone saxatilis (striped sea-bass), 2203 nucleotides. It is a transcript of the gene fam3a, whose product is annotated as FAM3 metabolism regulating signaling molecule A. The transcript is spliced from 10 exons. The coding region runs from base 316 to 1008 and encodes 230 amino acids. Lineage: Eukaryota; Metazoa; Chordata; Actinopteri; Moronidae. The record is from RefSeq and is a predicted model, not a curated record.
ACGGACUGGGAGGUUAGCAUAUCCGGAAGACAGAUGGGCCAAACCAAAUAGAUUAUUUUCUAUGCGUGUUAAAGGCGGAAUAUUAAGACUUUUGUAAAUGGUCGACUGAGCGUGUUGUCUUCAGCAUGUCCUCACGUUGAAAGCGGAUUCAUACCAGCAGAGCCUCCAUGAGGAAACAGCGCAAGAAAUAGUCAGAAGUCCCGGUUGGCAACAGCUGUUCUUUACCGUUCAUUAGUUACCACCCAGCCAAAGGUGACAAGGAAAGGCAGUAUUUGCCUGAAGCGUGCACACAGGAGGUCUAUGAUACGGUGAACCAUGAGGUUAACAGGCCCCCUGAGAGCUGUGGCUGUGCUGCUAUUGGUGGGGCUCACCUGGCUGCUAGCAAACACCCUCUUUGGAGGGGAGAGUAGUUCAUCUGUGCGGCAUUUAUUCACCGGGGCAAGUGAGGAACCGACUCCUGCUGAAACCCGCCCUCGACGGUAUAAAUGUGGACUUUCAGCCCCCUGUCCCCCAAAACAUUUGGCCUUCCGCCUGGUGUCUGGUGCCGCCAACGUCAUCGGGCCCAAAAUCUGCCUGGAGGACAAGAUGUUAGUGAGCAGUGUGAAAAACAAUGUCGGCCGUGGACUAAACAUAGCUUUGGUCAAUGGGGUGACAGGAGAGCUCUUGACCACAAAGAACUUUGAUAUGUGGGCAGGAGAUGUUUCUGACCUGUUGAAGUUUCUCCGGCCGCUCCAUGAAGGAACACUCGUGUUCGUGGCUUCCUUUGAUGAUCCAGCUACAAAGUUGAACGAUGAGUCUCGGCGACUGUUUGAGGAGCUCGGGAGCACGGCAGUGAAGGAGCUGGCCUUUAGAGACAGCUGGGUAUUUGUAGGAGCCAAGGGCAUCGAGAAUAAGAGUCCUUUUGAGCAGCGCAUGAAGAACAGUAAGAGCAGCAACAAGUAUGAAGGUUGGCCCGAGUCUCUGGAGAUGGACGGCUGUAUUCCUCUGCGGGCACCCCUGGAAGGAUGAUCGUGCCUGAUUCUCUCUCACAUACAGUACAGAAACACCUGGAGCCACAGCAGUGGAUUCAAAUGACUGUUAGAAAGCCAGGGAACUGCAGAAUGACUAAAACUAUCCAAGAUCCAGGCCACAAACAACAUUUUAUUAUCCCUCUCGUGGCAGAGACAUGAGCUGACUGCGAGGAUUGUCCUGGGACUUGAUAUAUUUUUUUUUUUAAAUGCUGGAACCUGUUUUAGAGGAUUUGCGUGUUGAACUUUGUGAGCCGCCUUUGAGCUGAAGUAAUGUUUUAGAAACAAGAAAAAUGUUUGUGUUGGGUGAAGGGAAACUCGAGAGGACAAAUGUUUGAUGACCAAAGUGUACAGCGACUAGUGAAUGAACACAGCUGGUGUAGGUCUUCCAGAGCCAUUGUAGGAAAAAGAACAUAUUUGUGUAAGCCUUCCUGUAGGGUGUCAGUAUUCUUGAAACGGAGGAAUAUGAAGCAUUAAAUACCUGCGCAACUUGAUGUUCUGCAGGCUAAAGACACACCUAACAGGGUUCACACUAAGGCGAUGGGAAACCUGAGCCACAUCAGCAUAGGAAAAAUGUGAGGUACAGCGUAGUAUGAAUGUCCUACUGAACACCAGGUCUGUGGGCAGAUUUUAUAUUUAAAUCCACUAAUAUAUUUUCCUCCUGUGAUAUAUAUUUCAGUAAUAUUGUUAAUACUAGUGUUAGCUGUCAUUGUUUCCUUAGAACUUGAUGCACUGCAGUUAUUGCUUGCCAUGUUUACAUUUAGGCAAACUUUACGUUGAUCAUUUUUCUGUGAUAAAACUAUUUAUUUUAACACUUAAUCGGAAAACAUACAGACGGACACGACAGACUCAAUAGUGUUGGUUUAUCAUAACGCCGCCCGUGGUUGUAAUGUUGUCUCAGGCCUGCAAGCAUCUUUCCACUGAGUGCUUUGUUUGAAGUAUUCAGCCUAAAUGUGUGGUUGUGUGUGUCGUUUUUUUUUGUUUUGUUUUUAAAGAUGUUGAGUGUAUCCACCGGGCUCCUUGCAAGCCUAACAUGUAGGAAAUGCACAGAAAAUUAAAUAUUGUUUUACGUAUAUUGUUAGAAUUCAAUUUUAGCUGCUUGGUCCGAAUCUAAAUGUAAAAGAUUUUUCUACAAAGCAUUACACUGUCUUUAUAUUGUGACAAUAAUGCUAAUAAAUAAAAAUGUCUCAACAUUU